Messenger RNA from Bombus impatiens (common eastern bumble bee), 2064 nucleotides. It is a transcript of the gene Crk, whose product is annotated as adapter molecule Crk. The record is from RefSeq and is a predicted model, not a curated record. The transcript is spliced from 4 exons. Gene Ontology annotation, molecular function: protein binding. Bases 441 to 1298 code for a protein of 285 amino acids. Lineage: Eukaryota; Metazoa; Arthropoda; Insecta; Hymenoptera; Apidae.
GGGACGAGUUUCUCAAGAUUCUCGGAAGUUCCCACUCUACUCGCCACAUACUCACAAUCCAAGAAACUUCGGCCUGAUCAUUAUUAUUUCUGUUUUUAUGUCACAGAUUUAAGUGGAAUAUGCUGUUUGUAGCGUUAACGAAGGUGCAAAUUCGAAAUAUUAUUCGUCUGCUAUUGGUUCGCGCAUGAAAGGAAGUUGCACUUUUGCGCAAUCUCAGUAGACAAAUUGGGCAAAAAGAGUACCACUGACGAUAUUCGACGUGAGGUGAAGCCUAAGAACACGAAAUUAGAAGAAGAUUUACAGAGAAAGAGAGAGGGAGGACUUGGGGACCUGUAUUCAGGGGACUUGAACCCGGGCCUCCUCCGACUCGGACAGGGGCGCUCUUCGUUGCGCCAUCAAGGCCCUGUUGCUGGAAUUAAUACCGAUUACUUGCUAAAACAAUGGCUGCUGCUUUCAAUCAAUAUGACAAGUACAGUUGGUAUUUUGGUGCAAUGUCACGACAAGAUGCCUCGGAUUUACUCAUGGGUGAAAAAGUAGGCGGUGUAUUCUUAGUUCGUGACAGCACAUCGAUACAUGGAGAUUUUGUUCUAUGUGUACGAGAAGACAACAAGGUUAGCCAUUAUAUUAUAAAUAAAAUUCAGCAGGGUGAUCAAAUACGUUAUCGGAUUGGAGAUCAAACGUUUCCUGAUAUUCCCAACCUUUUGGCUUUUUACAAAUUACAUUAUUUGGAUACAACACCACUGAUCAGGCCUGCAUCUAAAAAGACACAGAGGGUAAUAGCAAAAUAUGAUUUUGAAGGCAAUGAUCCUGAUGAUUUACCGUUUAGGAAAGGAGAAAUUCUUACAAUUAUAUCAAAAGAUGAAGAACAAUGGUGGACUGCUAGAAAUAGCCUUGGUCAAACUGGUUCAGUUCCAGUACCAUAUGUUCAGAAGUAUGAAGAAGACAAUCACUCUGUGAUUGAGAAUAAUUCAUGCCCAGAAAGUGGCGGAAGUUCAACUACAAAUUCUAAUUCGGUUUCUGCUUGUCAAAUGUCUUAUCCAGAAAGUGGACAAGGGACCACCCGCAGAUCAAAUAUUCAAAGAACAUUGCCUGCUUUUGCAAAAGUGAAACAAGCAAGGGUACCAAAUGCAUAUGAUAAAACUGCUUUAAAAUUAGAAGUUGGAGAUGUGAUAAAAGUAACAAAGACUAAUAUAAAUGGUCAGUGGGAAGGUGAAUUGCAUGGCAAGGUUGGCCAUUUUCCAUUCACACAUGUUGAGUUUGUAGAUAAUGAGACUGGAGAAGACAAUCAGGAAAUUUAAUGGAAGUCUUCCAGGUGUGAUGAAUAAAAGAAAUUGACUUGGAAAGUUCUACAUUGGCAGUUUAAGUUUACAUUAGCAGCUAUUCUGUGUACUGGUACAUGAAAUCAGUCUAUUUUAAAAUUCUGUAUACAAUUUGUAACUUCAAACAUAACGUCAAUUUUGUGACGUUUUUAUUAAUUAUAUAAUACUUUAAAUAUACAAAAUUUAUGUGAAUAUUUUUACAACUCGUUUAACUUUUCUAGUCAUAAAAUAAUAAAUAAUCAUGUACGAUUACUGAUUAAUAUCGAUUCAAAAGUUAUAGAAACAUUCUUUUCAUUUAAGUUUUGUACCGGUACAUACAUAUUGUGCUGCUUAGCCAUAGGUUGUGCCACAGAUGGAGCAACAUUUUCUACUAGAAUAUUCUAUUUAAUGAUGGAGCUGUUAACCAUAUUACAAUUGUAAUUAUAUAUAAAUUACGCUAAUUAUAUAUUACUAUGUAAUUAUAUAAGUUCUAAUUGAUUAGUAACUCUUUUAAGAGAGCAGAAUCUGUGAAUUUACGUUUAUACAUGAAUGGUAUUAUAUUGUCAUGAUUGUAAGUUAUGCAAAUUACUUGUUAAUAUGUAAUUAUACAAAUUGCAAGAACAUUUAGUUUUGUAAAAAUAGUAGCAACUUUAAAGUUCCGCUUUACGCUAUAUAUACAUAUACAUAUUAGUUUUAUCGUAACAACAGUCAUAUAUGAGUUAUUGUAAAUUAUAUAUUAGUAUAUAUAAGUGAAAUAUGUCCUGAA